AGGCAAUCUUGUUGGAAUACGCAUAACCACAGUGUGUUUUAAUUGUGCAAGAAAAUGUUUCGUUUUGUGUUCAUUCUCGCCUUCGUCAAUAUUGCCUUUGGCGCUAACGAUUAUGAAUCAGACAUCAGAAAAUCGUUAGAAAAAUUGAACGAGUUAAAACCUUUGGCUGCCUAUUACAAAAAGAAUCCAACAUCUCCCCAGGUGUUUGCGACAGGAACGAACCUUAUCAAUAGUACUCUUAAUGACCUGAGUGAAAAGUUAGCCGCCUAUGACCCCGCAAGCGUAGAAGAAAGGAACAUCAGCAUUGAACGUUCUAACAUAAAAUUCAGCGGAGUUCUUUCAAAUUUAAAUGUUGGAGGAUUUUCGGACUUCGUGGCUACAUCCCUGUCACUUUCUGUAUUAAGACGAACACUCUCGUUUACCAUAAAACUUCCCGAAUUAAAAUUAACAACAGACUAUGACAUUGAUGGUAGUAUUUCGUUUAUUCCCAUCUACGGAAAGGGUAACCUAAGUUUGCAAGUCAGUGGCAUUGAAGCUACGGGAAACGGCAAAGUAUCUUUAUCAAACCCUAUAUCAAUUGAAACCUUGAAUCUGGGAUACAGUAUCGGAAGUAUUAAUGUACAAAUUACCGGAUUAACAAAUAACGAAGACUUCAGUAAACUUGUUAGCGAGCUUUUGACGGAUGUUGUGGCCGAUUUCCUGAACGACAUUAGUCCAGUUGUGUCUCAGUAUUUGUCCAGUUUUAUACAAGAAGCAAUCAACAAAGCUUUGAGUGGCUCCGACCAGAAUGAUUUAAGAAAAACAAAUGAAAUAUCUAACGAAAUUUAAGACCACUCUCAUUGACGAUUAAUUACGGAAAAUUUUAGCAGUAAAACUAUUUCGAAGCAAAUUUCUAAAUCUACAAUAUUGUUGAGUACCUACCUAUUUCUUUUAGCUGAAAUUGUAAAGAUUAACUAAUGUGAGAGAAGAAAAACGCCUUCUUUAACCAUUUUUACGUUCUUUUAAAAUUUUCAUUUUACAAGGUUAAUAAGAGUUUAAAUGAUUACCAAUAUAGGAUCACUGGUAAACUCAUCUCACGAAUGACAACUGAACCAGUUGUCGCGAUAAUUCGCCGCAGUGUACAUUAGAGUGACAAAAAAAAGUCAAAAGAAAAUAUUUUAUUUUCCAGUCUCCUAUGAAAGUAUGUCAGUUUUUUUUCUUGAAGUUGACAUAAUAAAGUAUAGAAAUGAGGCAAGAGAGAUGCAAAAAAAAUUAAAGACGAUUUUAAGUAUUGUAAUGUUAUUGACGGUUGAGUACAUUCAUGCUCAGAUGUCGCUUCACGAUCUUUCUGUUGUAGAAAAUAGUAAAACAACGAAAAAAGAAAAUAAAAAAAAACCUGAUUUUCGAUUUUGGAAAUGUCCGUUUUUUUUUUUUUGGCUCACCCUAAUGUACAUAUGUAUAACUUACGACACGAAGUACCUGUUAUAAUAUUACGUGCAGUCAACAAGUCACAUUUAAUAUGUAUUACAAUACGUAAUGGUAAAUGUACCAUGUUUUUAUCUGCAUUUAUUGAUAGUGCAACCUAAAAAAUUUAAAACAAACAAUUAAUCGUAAACUUUUUAUACGGUAAUUUUACGACUUUUUGAUUAUUUUAAAUCGGUAGCAUACACUAGUGGCGAGUUAAGAAACAAGAAUAAGAAUUUUCUACUCGUACAUGCAAUCAUCAAACAUCAGCAUCACCUUUUUGAAAAAUACGUCGUGAUAUAGAAAAAUUCGUAUACUUAAAUACUUCUUGCGAUCUUUACAUACAAAUAAUAAAGUUGUAUAGGUAAAUCUAAUUUUGAGGUGCUACGCUUUGUUCAAAAGUUUUUGAGAGUUUGGGUAGUUUAGGAAAGUUUUUAGAGAAGGAUUAUUAGGUGAUAUUUUCAGAUGACGUGGUUCAAGAAACAAAAAUACAAGCAAUUAAUGAAAAGGCAACAGCGAAUGUCGACAAGUGUUUCGAUUUUGAACACGCGCCAACAUUUUAAAAUAAGAAUUAACUUACAGUGAAGAGAAUAUUUUUAAAAAUUCUAAUAAUAAUAACACUUGGUACUUAACAACGUACGGUACCUACGUACUGACCCAUUUUAUUU
This is a messenger RNA of Agrilus planipennis (emerald ash borer), 2111 nucleotides long. RefSeq lists its product as uncharacterized. The transcript has 5 exons. The record is from RefSeq and is a predicted model, not a curated record. Lineage: Eukaryota; Metazoa; Arthropoda; Insecta; Coleoptera; Buprestidae. Bases 55 to 828 code for a protein of 257 amino acids.